Molecule: messenger RNA, 743 nt
Organism: Schistocerca gregaria
Lineage: Eukaryota; Metazoa; Arthropoda; Insecta; Orthoptera; Acrididae
Product: peroxiredoxin-1-like
Exons: 2
Coding region: 9-665 (218 amino acids)
Biological process (GO): cell redox homeostasis; cellular response to stress; hydrogen peroxide catabolic process
Cellular component (GO): cytosol
Molecular function (GO): thioredoxin peroxidase activity
Source: RefSeq, a predicted model, not a curated record
CAUUUAUCAUGCCUUGCAACCAGAGUAUACAAUCCCAAAGUCAGUCAUGCUCACAUGGAUGCAUGAAGAAGACUCAUGUAAUUGUCCCUCGAAUAGGGUGCCCAGCUCCGGACUUUAAGGUCACUGCUUUGAUGCCUAACAAAGAAUUCAAAGAAAUUUCCUUGUCUGACUACAAGGGCAAGUGGCUUGUUUUGUUCUUCUAUCCUCUUGAUUUUACGUUCGUGUGUCCGACUGAAAUCACGUCGUUCAGCGAUGAAUCGCAUAGGUUUGAAGAACUCAACGUAUCAGUCCUUGGUGCAUCUAUCGACUCGAAAUUUUCCCAUUUAGCGUGGACAAAUAAGCCCAGAAAUGAGGGCGGACUUGGAGACAUUAAGAUUCCCAUUUUGUCUGAUCUAAACAAGACGGUUGCUCAUGCAUAUGGCGCACUCUAUCUGGAUACUGGUCACACCCUGCGUGCAUCCUAUAUUAUUGAUGACAAGGGUAUUUUGCGUCAUAUAGCUUUCAACGAUCCUGGUGUCGGACGCAGUACUGAGGAAAUGCUUCGUUUAGUGGGAGCAUAUAUAGAGACCGACAAGCAUGGAGAAGUCUGUCCUGCCAACUGGAAUAAAGGGAAAAAGACCAUAACUCCAGGUAACAGCAAAGAAUACUUUUCGUCGCUACCAUAAUGGGUCUUGGAUGAUUUUUCUAUUGUCUUCUGAACAUGGAAAAGAAUAAUAAAAUAAAAAAAGUUUCUAUAAAUAGCA